Oryza sativa Japonica Group (Japanese rice) is the source of this 2097-nucleotide messenger RNA. NCBI's taxonomy places the organism in Eukaryota, Viridiplantae, Streptophyta, Magnoliopsida, Poales, Poaceae. The record is from RefSeq and is a predicted model, not a curated record.
GUGUUACGGUGGAUGAGAGGCCCAUUUAUAUCCACGCGAUUCACUGGCGAAGCAGAAGCUACCGCCGCCGAUCACCGAUGGCGAUCGCCGCCGCGCGCCGGCGGCUGUGGCGCGGGCUGACGACUGCGGCCGCCGCCUCCGUAGGGGUGGAAGCGGACACCAGCGCCUUGCUCGCGCGCCUUGUCGCCGAGCCUGAGUACCGCGUGAAGGCGACGAUGGAGGAGGCGAGCGGCGGCUCCUCCGCGGCGGCCGCCUUCUGGGAGCCCCUCGCCGCCGCCCUCCUCCGCGCGUCGUCCCCGACUAAGGCAAACCUCGUCUUGGAAUGGAAGCUAGAGAAGCUAAUCAAGGAAGGGAUCCGUGAUUGUGAGCCCUACUCAGUGAUAAUCCGUUUCUGCCGAGAGACAAAGAAUGCAGAAUUUGCAAUGAAAGUCUUUGAAUUCGUGGAGGAGCUUGGAAUUCAGCUGAACACUGGCAUUUUCAAUGCCCUUAUCAAUGCUUUCUUGUCGGUAGGAGAUCUCCUUGCUGCAAUGACCUUAUAUGAGGCUAUGGAAGACAUAGAGGAUUGCAAGCCCAACUCCGCUACAUAUGAUGCAUUCAUUUCUGCAUUUUCACGGCUUGGGAGUGGCCAUGCAAUGAUGAGCUGGUACCUGGCAUCAAAGGAUGCAGGAUUUACUCCUAGCAUUAAGGCCUUUGAAUAUUUGAUCACAGGUUUUGUGAAGUUGGACAGGCUAGAUGAUGCUGAAGUGGUAUUUGAAGAAAUGAUUUGCUUUGAAAUUAAGCCAAACUUUGCUAUACUGGAGGCCAAGCUUGAGCUGCUUUCAAGAAGGAAAGACCCUAACAGGGUAAAAGUAUUUUUGGAACUUGUAAGCGAUGGGAAUCAAGAGUUGAGUGAAGCUACAGUUGAGAGGUUAACAAGAUUAUGCCUGUACGAAGACAAAAUUGGUGAACUGGACCAGUUACUUUCCCUAGUACAAGGCAUGCACACGAGUUCUUUAACUAAGCUGCACUGUGGAAUUAUCAGAUUCUAUGCUAAUGCUGAUCGCUUGUCUGAUAUGGAGCAUGCAAUUUUCCAGAUGUUGGAUAAUGGCAUGGUUUUUGCCCACUCAGAGGAUGUUGAGGCUGUUAUCUGUUCUUAUUUUCGUCACAAGGACUUUGAUAGGUUGGAUCUAUUCUUAAACCGAAUACGGAGUUUGUACAAGCUCACCCGGUCUACUUAUGAUAUAUUGAUUUCUGGAUAUCAGAGGUUGAAUUUACACGGAAGGCUCGACUUGGCCAUAAAAGAUAUGAGGGAAGCUGGGUUUGCAUGAGUUCCUGCAAAACAUUCAUUGUUCUGUGACCUCCUAAAAACAAAUUUCCUGUGGAUUUUGGAAAAGAAGGCUACAACAAUCUCCGCCGCCCGCCUCCCCGCCUGACUCUGCCUUAGGCGCCACCAUGCGGCAGCAGCGUGGGUAGACGAGGAGGAGGCUGGGAGCGGGGCGAGGAGCUCGACGACAGCGCCGGCCGCGGCCCUGCUGAGGAUGGAGGAGCGGCGAGGAGAGAAGAGAGGCUUAACCUGCUGAGGAUGUACAUAUCUUUAAUCUUUUAUUAAUAUAACAUAGUAGGAGCCUCUCCUGCUGUUUAACCGGCUAAAAAAAAAAGAGAGGCUUCUGGCCGCCGCCCCUCCGCUCCUCCCCGCCGCUCUGCUGGCAUGCUUCGACCAUCGUCGUCGUCAGAGGCGGCGUCAGAGGCGGCGGGGACUAGGACGACAACAACGGCGACGGCUACGGAGCAGCACCGAAGACGACGCAACGAGGAAAAAGAGGGAGAGCCGACAGGAGGAGAGGGAAUGAUAUGUGGGGCCCGCCCCACCAUAAUAUUUUUAAACUGAUAUGUGGGUCCCACUAUUCUUAAAUUAUUUUUUGCGUGUCGCUGGCAUGUGGGCUCACGGUUUUUAUUAUUUCUCUGAGAUAUAAUUACUACGUUAGCGCCACGUCAAUACCACGUGGGAUGGAGACCUAGUCAAACCAGCCACGUAGGCGCCACCUCAGCCAAAACCACUUUUUAAACCGCCGAGGGACCUCGUUUACACCGGUUUUGACAGUUCAGGGACCGGUUGUA